AUGUCUCAAUUGGGAGACUCAACGUCAAUGCUUCCGUUCAUCGCCAUAGGGCAUCAAGCACACCGUUAUAGAACGGCAACCGGCUGGCAUGACUUGAUGAGCAGCCAAGUCAAGCACAGUAAUCCUUGUCCUCCGCCCGUCCCGUCACGUUCAUGUCAAAGACGUCAGCUCGUCAAGAAGCAGUAUCAUCGACAAUUGACUUUCGUUGGAUCGUCCUCCAUCAGCCGACAACUGAGCAACUCUGAAGUUGUCAACGACCCAGAUGCCCGGAAUACACAAACUCUAUUGAGCCCGCAAAUGAUCCCGACCUCUUCUUAUCGACUUUCGACCAUUGCAUAUAGGCGGUGUGGAGCGGCCCUGUCUGUUGUUGCCAAACAGCCCCAACAGACCAGAGACUCGGGUCAGCAUUGCCGUGACAGCGAUUGCACUCAGCCUCCAAUCCAGACAUAUGGGGCUCGCUGGAAAAACAAAGAAUCCAUGGAGCAUCCAGAAACAGGCACUCGCAUUACCGAGCCCCGUCCGCAACGCAGCAGGCUAUUCAGCGGAGCAGCUGUAUCAAAGCAGGAAGAGAACCCGCUUCGCAAGACGAUGAAGCGCCGUUGUGCCCACUGCUCUAUGCGUCUGAAGCGAGCUGCGCAUGCUGCCCCUCUCAGGCGUACCCCUGCCACCGCCCACAUGGAUUCCCAGGAAGCAGAAAAUAGCAACCGUCGUCGGGACACUUCCUCUUCCGGUUAUGUUCGAGAGGCUGAUCACCUGCCGAGUCAAGAUGAUGCCGCUGACGCAAGCAUGGAAAGGAGAGAGCGCGAGGGGUACUGCAAGAAUGACUCCUGUUAUAUUUCAGAAUUAUCUGCCACAGAAGGCGGGGGGAUAUUGUCUGUCACCCAUUCCGUUGAAUCCGGUCCCAAAAUUCAAAGUAAAGCCAAAAUCAUUGAUUGA
Messenger RNA from Colletotrichum lupini, 936 nucleotides. RefSeq lists its product as uncharacterized. Bases 1 to 936 code for a protein of 311 amino acids. The transcript is spliced from 8 exons. The record is from RefSeq and is a predicted model, not a curated record. Lineage: Eukaryota; Fungi; Ascomycota; Sordariomycetes; Glomerellales; Glomerellaceae.